This is a messenger RNA of Aplosporella prunicola CBS 121167, 462 nucleotides long. RefSeq lists its product as uncharacterized. The record is from RefSeq and is a predicted model, not a curated record. The transcript has a single exon. The coding region runs from base 1 to 462 and encodes 153 amino acids. Lineage: Eukaryota; Fungi; Ascomycota; Dothideomycetes; Botryosphaeriales; Aplosporellaceae.
AUGGUUGCAAAUGACCCAACCGAUGCCUAUAAGACAGCUUUCAAAACACAUCUAAAAAUAUUACCUGAUUUAGCAGCGAAAGACCUAUUGCCCAUCGAGAUUCUAGACUUCGAUUUUCUAAUCACGAAGGAUAGGAUGACAGCUACGAGGACUUCCUCAACCCUAAGACCGAGCUCCGCACCCGGCCUAUCGUGGACCACGACGUACGAAGCUCAAGGCCAUCAUGUCACCCAGUCCAGUAGGGGCGGUUUCUUAAGAAUGGUUAAGGCGUUCCAGCAUAGGCAGCCGGCUGCGUUAUUCAUGAAGCAGAGCUGGGACUUAGAUAUAAUUGUCGAUGCUCUUUCCGCAUAUACUUUCACUUUAUACGUGAUAGCAGUAACGAGACUAAAGAGUGCAGAAUACGGCACCAUUAGUCUGCCGACACGGAGUUACGAGCAAUUGAUCUACGGAGCUCAGGGAUAA